This is a messenger RNA of Cylas formicarius (sweet potato weevil), 3196 nucleotides long. RefSeq lists its product as uncharacterized. The transcript has 6 exons. Bases 892 to 1797 code for a protein of 301 amino acids. NCBI's taxonomy places the organism in Eukaryota, Metazoa, Arthropoda, Insecta, Coleoptera, Brentidae. The record is from RefSeq and is a predicted model, not a curated record.
ACAUGAUCAAACAAAAUCGAUAUUAGUAAGUUGUCGUAUAAAAAAGACAAAAUGGCCUUUACUUUCACCGCUUUCGAAAGGCGGUUCGCUUUUACAAUUUACCAAAAACGCAAUUAUAACAAUUUGAAUGUCCUGGCGCAUCCGCCAAAUUCAUUUUUUUUUUAAUUCUUGCCAGAUUGAGCAAUUUCCUGGUGACGUCAUUCUUCGACUCUUGCGCCAUGAGCUAAGGCCCUCCUUGCAUCCCCCACUCCGUUCCGAGCGUCCAUUGUUUCGCCCUGUGCGCUUUUGUCGGGUAAACAAUAACAAUGGAUUUCUGACGUUUAAGGCAAUAAUCUUCUCCGAGUUCGCUACGAACUCGAAAGUCUUGAAUUUGAAAUCGGGCGGCGAUCGCACGGGUUGUAAAGAAAGUGUUUGAUGUAUUGUUCGUUGAUUAUCGGCGUUGCUACGGGCCCGAUCGGUUUCGUUCUGGUGCGGGCGAGUGAAAGAAACGUAGGGGUUGAUUUAAAACGGCGAUAAAACGAAAUGCCACACUCGCGAAUGAAACUUACCAUUGUCCAUCCCGUUUGAUCCGUAUGUCUUGCUUUGGAGUUCGUUGACCUCUUACCUACAUGUGCAGUUGCAUCGCGGUUAGUUAUCUAUAUUUUAGAUGUAUCUGUGGGAAGUAUAAUUAGGGUGUGUUUAGACCGUGAGAUGCUCAACCGAUUCAUCGUGCGAAUCGGACAUUUUAAAAAUCUCAAGAGUAUCGUUUCAUUUGCAGCCGUGCUCAAAUUUUAUAAAUUUUCCAUUCAUUUAAAACAAGAGUGAUUAAACUUAAGGACUGCGAUACCUGCCGUGGUAAUUAAUGCGCCAGUCAACAAUAACUUUCAUCUAUUAAUCCUGGAUUCUCCAUUGAUGCCUAACGAGGUGUCCGCCGGAUUGACGAGCGGGUCCGGCGGGGGCGGCAAGCUCCGCUGUCCCGCCCCAAUUUCGCGACUCAAAGUCGAGAAAAUCGAGGGCGGCCUAAUGGUCGCGGGGGUAGUGGUGGCUGCCAACUGUCAAAUCAUUUUACCCAUAUUCGGGUUCCUGUUUCUUCUUGUCGGCUGCGUCCUCACCGCCGCAUCGUAUAGAGGACCAGGCGAAGACGAGCAGCCGGAUGACUAUGCCGCCCGGAUUGCUUUUACCGGCAACUCCCGGAUUCUGGGACCCGCUUGUAUGGUCGUCGGAUUCCUCAUGCUGGUCGCUGGUAGCGUGCUAUGCGUACUAGCGCACCGGGCUAGGCGACGACAGCAAACGAUCGGGUUCCACUGUCCGUUGCACGGUGAUUUUUAUCCCCUGAGUCCUGUCACUGGAUCUAGAACUAUAGGCAUCGUCGAGAAAAAUGGCAAAUGCACCCUGUGCUGGCCACGCAAAAGAGGUCCAGGAGUGAUCGCAGUCGGACCGCCUCAAUGUCCUCACAGUCAGAUUUCAAGCACGAGGAGUUCGGUAGCCAGCUCACCUCAUAGCCAGUGUCCGACACCGCUUCCCUUCCUAGUCAAUUCGGGAAUUAUAGGGGGUAUAUCGACGGUCCCACCGGUACAGCAAUCCCCCGAACAAUCUUUCGGAUCAAUCCGGUCUCUCACUGUGGGACGCGAGGUUGCCAGCUUCCCCAUGUCGAGGACUCCUACUCCUCCUCCAACUACGUUCGAGAGGAGUCAGAACUUGGUGAACAUCCCUGACGAGGAAAGUUUGGUCAAUUCUCAAUUCGAGACAGUGCCGGUACACCGAGAAGUGCCAAGGAAAUCGGUAUCGAUCGUGUUACCGACCGAGGAGAAGGGAUGACCAGUGGAACUUUAGUUUCCAGGAAAAUGCUCGGGAACUAACCCCAUUACAUUUUUGUAGUAAUGCGGGCGGCUAUAAUUUUACAAACGCCUAACUAAAAGGGUAUAAUUGCGUAAAAAAGACGUAGGCUUAGAUUAUUUACGUAUUGUUAUUUAUGUGUAAUAAUUAUUGAGAGGUCGUCGAUUUUGUAAACCAGUUUCAAUUUAGUAUAUAAUAGUCCCGAUUGCACGAGCAGCUUAGACUGAAUGUAUUCAAUUAUAGGAAAUAUUUUUUAGGUAUAAUAUUUUUAAUAUUAGGAAAACGGAUUCAAAAGUACCAGAUCAAUUUUUGACUUGUGUUAGAUUGAGACCGAAUUUUAUGAACGAUUGUCGAGGAGAAAAGACUGAUUUUGUUCUGUAUUAUUUGGUAUUUUUACCUGCCUCACUAUCAAUUUACCUUAUUUUGAGAUUUUGUUGCAGUUAUUUGAUGCAGUUUCCAUUGUUCGGGUAGGUAUUUGAAUUUCAAAGGAAAGCUCUCUCUUUUAACUGAAGGAAGUUAAGGUAUAAAAUAAUUUCUAAGUAAAAAAUGCGGGAGUCGACACCUAGAAAAUAUAUAAUAAAAACCCAUUGCCCGUAUUUCGCCCUUUCAGUGUAAUGUCGGCGCUGACUUCGAUAUUUCUACUUGGAAAUUGUUUCACAAAAUUUGAAAACAGUUUUUUAGUCCCCAUUUUUCAGCAUUCCUCAAAUUGAAUUAAUCCGAGGAGAGUCUAGCAUAGUUCAGUAACAACAUUCACUGCACCACCCGAUUUUUUAUAAUAAAUAACUGUAUACUAUAUGUAAUCUUAGGUGAAAUUGUACAUAUAAUGAUAUGGGAUAAUAUAUAUUUUUUCUGUUAGCACUAGUCCCUCAAAUAUCAAAAACUAGCAAAUUUACAUAAUAAUUGCGUCAGUAUUCGGUAACUUUAAGAAAAUCAGUACAAUUUGUCUCGCUGGCAGUUGUGAGGGGUCUAGUUUGAAAUUUUAAACUGUAGUGUUGAAAUUAUUGUAAUACAAGUGAUAUGUGGUUAGAUAUUGUGUAAGGCUGAUUAUAUUGUAAGAUAUGGUAGACAUUUUAAAUUUUCCCUUCUAGAUUCUGCUCAAUAAAAUUUUAAAAGAAAUUUUUCGUUCCACAAAUAACUUGUACUCGGAUUUAAUGUCUUCGUCUGUUUACAAAGCACUCGACUACAUAGUAGUCGACCGGAAAUGUGGCGUCUGAUUUUUUGAGGUUUUGCAAAGUAUUCACAUUCUUUAAGAAUACUCUUCAAAUGAUGCUCUUAAUUGUUACUUGCUCACUCAUAAUUAUGUAACUAAUAGUUUUAGCUAAGAGGACAAAUGGCGUGUCCUAAUGUGAGGAACAAAUCAAUUAAAUAAAUUUAUUAUAGC